Camponotus floridanus (Florida carpenter ant) is the source of this 1396-nucleotide messenger RNA. RefSeq names its product N-glycosylase/DNA lyase (gene Ogg1). The record is from RefSeq and is a predicted model, not a curated record. Gene Ontology annotation, cellular component: nucleus. The transcript is spliced from 3 exons. Gene Ontology annotation, molecular function: damaged DNA binding; 8-oxo-7,8-dihydroguanine DNA N-glycosylase activity. Lineage: Eukaryota; Metazoa; Arthropoda; Insecta; Hymenoptera; Formicidae. Gene Ontology annotation, biological process: base-excision repair, AP site formation; base-excision repair; nucleotide-excision repair. The coding region runs from base 215 to 1261 and encodes 348 amino acids.
GAGUCCGCCAAAAAAAUAUUAGUCACGUGGUCGACUGCACGUGUGAACCAAGUGAUAGAAUUUGUUUUCCUUGCUCGCGAUUGAUAUAUUGAAUCUUUUAUUUAAAUAACACACGUGCAGUGUAUAAUGUUGUGAUAGUAAUAGUAAUUAAACAAGAAUGACGUAAUAAUAAUUAAACAAGAAUGACAUUUUAGCAACACUUGUCAAUCGUUAGAUGAUUUUUUCUCGAGGUUACACAAAGAUCGCAUGGUAUCGUAACGCGAUGCACGAAACGAAAAUAAAACGGGGCAGCAUUCCUUGUUUACGCUCGGAACUAAAUCUUGCUCUCACUUUACAUGGUGGUCAAAGUUUUAGAUGGACCGAUUGUGACGAUGGAUAUAAAGGUAUCUUUGAUGGAUGUAUUUGGACCUUAUCUCAAAAUGAAACUCAUCUGUUGUAUACUGUACAAGGGCAAUUAAAAAGUUCUGUACACUAUGACGACAUUCUGUCUGAAUAUCUAAGGUUAUCGAUAUCAUUGAAGGAACAUUAUAAAAAGUGGGCGGAAGCAGAUACACAUUUUCAGAAAAAUCUAGAUGAAAGUAACGCUGUGCGAAUAUUAAAGCAAGAUGUUGUAGAGACUCUCUUCUCAUUUAUAUGUAGCUCUAAUAAUAAUAUAUCAAGGAUAUCAAAUAUGGUUGAAAAAUUGUGUUUGUUAUUUGGCCAGAAGAUAUGCUCAAUUGAAGAUAGAGAAUAUUACGAUUUUCCAACAAUAGAAGCUUUAAAGGAAAAAAGCGUAGAAAGUAUUCUAAAGAGGGAAAAAUUUGGCUAUCGUGCUGCAUAUAUAGCUAAAACAGCGGAACGUUUAUCUGCAUUAGGUGGAAAGAAAUGGCUCCUAAAUCUACAAAAAGAAAAUAAUGUAUCUUAUCAGACUGCUAGAGAACAAUUGAUGACUUUGCCAGGAAUCGGCCUCAAAGUUGCUGAUUGUAUAUGUUUAAUGUCACUAGGCCAUUUGGAUGCUAUACCUGUUGAUACUCAUAUCUUUCAAAUAGCGCAAGCAAAAUAUUUACCACACUUGAGGAAGCAGAAGACAGUUACACCAAAAAUUCAUGCUGAAGUCAGUAAUUAUUUAGGAGAAUUAUGGGGCCCGUUAGCUGGAUGGGCACAAGCUAUUGUAUUUUCUGCAAAAAUCAAUAUCAAAAAUCAACCCAAAUUAAUCGAAAAGCGAAAACGAAAAUCUGAAAAUGAAAAUCUUGUACAAACAAAAGUUCCUAAAGCAAAAUAAUGCUUUUCAACGAUAGUUUAUUUUAUACAACAGAUUUCACAAAUUAAUAAAAUUGUUGACCAAAUGUGAUUUUAAUUAUAUAUUUAAAUUUGUAAGAGACUGUACGCCAUAAAUGGCGAUUUAUCAUUUUAUUAA